AUGGAGAGCAAUUUGCAAUAUGCAAGGAAAGAAUACUGGGACGAAAGAUUCCAGAAAGAGACAGAGUUUGAGUGGCUGACCGGAUUGAAAAGCUUUGCCCACAUUGUCGUUCCUGAGUUGAGUUCGGAGAGUAGGUUUGUCGCUUUUUUUUAUCAGGGUUACUCGUUUAAUUAAUUAAAAAAGGGUGUCGUUAGCCACUGGCUGGAGCCCGUUCGGAUUACGGAAUUGCACUUUUGCACAGCGAAUAAAAAGGAUAUAUUUCGGAAAAAUUUUUAACGAAUUUCUCAAUUUCACGAAAAAUUGAGUUCAUGUUGAAAUAGUAAAUAGUGGCAGAUGUUUGGAUGUUUUGAAGCCGAGGCUACAAAAAGAAAUGAGCGAAAGACAUAGGCUAAGGAGAAAUAAGGCGCAAAAUGGCUGACUAAAACCGUUCUGAUUCGAGAGUAUCAGUUUCCCAAUCCGCUUUCGAUCUUUUUCCUGUCAGGUUCUGUGUUCAGAAUAGCUCACAUCGGGUGCGGCUCGAGUAAGAUGUCAAAGGAACUUUUCGACCUCGGAUAUCAGAACAUCACAAACGUCGAUUAUUCUCAGGUACAUGGUCCAAUCAUUGAUGAAAGAGUAGUUGUAUCCCACUUGAAGACGUUGAUCAACAACGGAAAAGAGAGGUAUCCGGCCAUGGACUGGACCCUCGACGACAUCACUUCGUUGAGCACUCUUGAUGACGAGUCUUUCGACGUCGUCCUCGAAAAAGCAACUCUCGAAGCGGUUCUUGUUGGCGAACAAGUUGAGCGUGGAAAUGUUCUUUUUUAGUGAAGCGAAUUUCUUGUUCAGAGCCCUUGGGAUCCAUCUGAUGAAGCUCUCAAGACAUUGGAUAACAUUUUCUCCUCUGUUUGUAGAGUCUUGAAACCUGGUGGUCAGUAUUUUCUUUUCUUUUUUUUUCUGGAAUCUAAUCAUUUGUUUUCGGAGAUGUGGAAGCACAUUUUUUUUGAUAUCUUCUGAGCUUUCGGGUUGAUAUUUUUGUUAAUUUCGGUUUUUAAACUGCUGAAAUUGCUGGGACCUUCUAUGAGGUGCAUGAUGGAAAGAUAUGGAGAAAAUUUAUUUUAAAAUUUUCCGUAUGCCAAAAAAAAAGACUAAUGCAAAUUUUGCUCACUGAAAGUUUGCUUGAUCUUCAAGCAUGUGUACUACGACUAUGAAAGCUUCGAAACAAAGUGAAAUAUUGAUCUUAAUUUGAGUGAUGACUUUUUCUAUCGCGCAUUCUUUCAGGAAAGUUCAUUUCUAUAUCAUUCACACAGCCUCACUUCCGCCUUCCAGCGCUACUCCGGGAAUCUCGUUGGGCCGUCGACUUUCGACAGUUUGGCGACUCUUUUCAUUAUUUCGUUUACAUCUGUAAAAAAGGCGCGCAACAGCGGCCUCAAAUUGUUUCCCAGUACGGAAACACAGCCCCAGGAUGGUCCCGAACGUUAUAA
Molecule: messenger RNA, 1460 nt
Organism: Caenorhabditis auriculariae
Lineage: Eukaryota; Metazoa; Nematoda; Chromadorea; Rhabditida; Rhabditidae
Source: the annotation of a GenBank genome assembly